Molecule: messenger RNA, 504 nt
Organism: Trypanosoma brucei brucei TREU927
Lineage: Eukaryota; Euglenozoa; Kinetoplastea; Trypanosomatida; Trypanosomatidae
Exons: 1
Coding region: 1-504 (167 amino acids)
Source: RefSeq, a predicted model, not a curated record
AUGACAUGUAGGAGUUCUCACACCUUCCACAUGAAAAAUUCCUACGAGGGUUCUCUGCGUGCCAUUGAGCCUUAUGCCGUUUGUGUUUCGGCUCCUCUCUCUGAUCGCUCAUUGUCUUCUCAUCUGCUGGAAUAUCGUGCUCGGUUCCUCUUUCUCUCUUUCUUGUCGUGGAGCUCAAGUUUUGUGUGUGACGAGUCUGAGUUGGUGAUUACUCUAUUUAUGGUGCAGGGAAUCAAUCCAUAUUUGGUAGUGGUUUAUAGUUGUGUAAUUGAUCCAUGGGGAUUGUUAACCUCACUUUCUGAGUCAGCUUCAUCAACGCUCACGCACUUGUGGCGUGUUAGCCAUGUCUUGCUUCAGAAACCCCUCUUUCAUUUGUCGAAAACACAAAGUUGUGGCUCAUUGUCAUAUUUAUUUUUGUUCUCUCCACCAGUAUUUUUCUUUGCUUGCAACCUUGUUAUCUCCUUCGUUACUUUUCUUAUAUUUAUCGGCUUUGGAUCUGAAUGA